Messenger RNA from Alosa sapidissima (American shad), 4665 nucleotides. RefSeq names its product gamma-aminobutyric acid receptor subunit beta-2. Lineage: Eukaryota; Metazoa; Chordata; Actinopteri; Clupeiformes; Clupeidae. The record is from RefSeq and is a predicted model, not a curated record. Gene Ontology annotation, cellular component: membrane; synapse; GABA-A receptor complex. Bases 147 to 1739 code for a protein of 530 amino acids. The transcript has 10 exons. Gene Ontology annotation, biological process: signal transduction; nervous system process; regulation of membrane potential. Gene Ontology annotation, molecular function: neurotransmitter receptor activity; extracellular ligand-gated monoatomic ion channel activity; GABA-A receptor activity.
ACCGACAGCAUCAGCACCGCUGCUGGUGCUGCUUGCUGUUGUGUGGACUGUGCGCAUGCGCCGCGUAGUGGAAUUACUGCACUGGCCAGAAUAAGUUGGAUCUCGUCUGUCUUCACAGAAAUACAAAAAUCAAGCCAAAAAAAAUUAUGACAAUCCUCAGAAUGGGGAAAAAGAGGUAUUUCGGAGUUUGGACGUUUCCUUUAAUAGUUGCCGUGGUGUGCGCACAAAGUGUAAAUGACCCUAGCAAUAUGUCACUGGUAAAAGAAACUGUGGAUAGACUGUUGAAGGGAUAUGACAUUCGCUUGAGGCCAGACUUUGGAGGUGCCCCCGUGGGAGUGGGGAUGAACAUAGAUAUCGCCAGCAUAGACAUGGUAUCUGAAGUCAACAUGGACUAUACAUUGACUAUGUACUUCCAGCAAGCGUGGCGGGACAAACGCUUGUCCUACUCAGAGAUUCCCCUCAACCUCACCUUAGAUAACAGGGUGGCGGAUCAGUUGUGGGUCCCAGACACGUACUUCCUGAACGACAAGAAGUCCUUCGUCCACGGAGUGACGGUGAAGAACAGGAUGAUCCGUCUGCAUCCUGAUGGAACUGUACUCUAUGGCCUGAGGAUUACCACCACUGCUGCUUGUAUGAUGGACCUGAGGAGAUACCCUCUGGAUGAGCAGAACUGCACCCUGGAGAUCGAGAGCUAUGGUUACACCACAGAUGACAUUGAGUUUCACUGGAGAGGGGGUGACACUGCUGUGACAGGCGUAGAGAGGAUCGAGCUCCCUCAGUUCUCCAUUGUUGACUACAAGCUAAUCUCCAAGAAUGUCGUCUUCUCCACAGGUUCUUACCCACGGCUAUCAUUAAGCUUCAAGCUGAAGAGGAACAUUGGCUACUUCAUCCUGCAGACCUACAUGCCUUCAAUCCUCAUCACCAUCCUCUCCUGGGUCUCCUUCUGGAUUAACUACGACGCCUCGGCUGCAAGAGUGGCUCUGGGCAUCACAACUGUACUGACAAUGACCACAAUCAACACCCACUUGAGAGAGACGCUUCCCAAGAUCCCUUACGUCAAAGCCAUUGACGUCUACCUGAUGGGCUGCUUCGUCUUCGUCUUCCUCGCCUUGCUCGAAUACGCCCUGGUCAACUACAUCUUCUUCGGAAGGGGCCCACAACGCCAGAAGAGGGCAGCCGAAAAAGCAGCAACGGCCAACAAUGAGAAGAUAAGGCUGGACCCAAACAAGUGGCUGGUUGGGAACAUAGUCCAGCGAGAUGACGCUUUGUUUCCCAGAAUGAAACAGAGGGACCUAGGCGGUCAUGACACAAUGUGGGAACCCAUCUUCAUGGAUGACGCAGCAAUGGGGCUAGGAGAGCAGAAGAACAAGUGUGUUUCUGUCCCAUUUCAGAUGGACUCUCAUGAGAACAUUCUCCUCACCCCUCUGGAGAUCAAGAACGAGAUGGGUACGCCGGAGCUCACCCUGAGCCUGGGCGACCCCCGGGGCACCAUGCUGACCUACGACAGCUCCACGCUCCAGUACCGGAAGCCGGGCCUGUCACGCCACAACUAUGGCCACAAUGCCCUCGAGCGGCACAUGGUCCAGAAGAAGGGCCGGUUACGAAGGAGCGCCUCCCAGCUCAAGAUCCGAAUCCCUGACUUGACAGACGUGAACUCUAUCGACAAGUGGUCAAGGGUUCUCUUUCCGACUGUCUUCGGAUGUUUCAACAUGAUCUACUGGCUUUACUACAUCAACUAAACAAGGCCAGAGAAAUGUGUAUCACUUUUUUAAUGUUUUUGCUGUCUAAUUUUUCAACAGAAGCAAGACUGAACUACUUUAUAAAUAUUUAUCAAAAUCAGGACUAACUCCUUUCAACCUUGGAACACCUUAUUUGCUGGCUAACACAUGAAUACCUUAGACAUGAGAGAUUAAGAUCAUACGGUGCCUGCUGCAAAGAUGUUGCUUAUAUUUACCUUAUUAUAGUUAAUUAUAUACAGUAUAUUAUUCUGUGUAUGAUUGAAGAUUUAUAUAUUUAUGUUUGUUUCAGUGUAUUAUGUGAUUAUUAUUAUUUUCUGUUUAUUUUUGGUUGCCAAAAUUAUAUUAUAGAUUUGAGAUGGGAUUCAUAUUAGUCAAAUCAGAUGCAGACGUGAAAUGCAGACUCAUCAUUUUCAAGUCAAACAAACCAGUGCUCAAAAAGUAGCUGUUCCCGUCUUAGUUUUACAACCCUAAGUCUGCAUUUUACAGUUUGCAACUUACAUCCGUUUUUUCUAAAUGCUUGGGCAUAGUUUGAACAUUGCAGCAUUUCCAGUGUUCCAACAUAAUGACCUACCUUCAGCUCAAAUGAAUACUGCCAAUCAAUGAUACACCAUUCCAUAUAAAGAGUCACCAAACAAGACUCUCAAUAGAAUACUACUUUGGCCUUUAACCACAUGUAAAAUACUAGUUCAUUUAUUCCAUUAUGAUAUGAAAAGGUAGUAUAGAAUACUCAGACCAUUAUAUACCUAUUUUAUAAUACAUUAUAUGUAAGUAUUUUAUACCAUUAUGUAACUACUAAAUUUAAUUAUUUAUUUUCAAGCAUUAUUUAAAUUGUUACUUUACUAGAAUGGAUAUACAUGUAUUAAUGAAAAUUUAUUUAUAUUUUAGAAAACCAAAUCCUCAUAUCAUUCCAGUGCCCCAGAACACAACAGAGGAAAAAUGGAAGAAUGUGGCUUUCAAGAGUCUAGAAUGAGAGUACAAAGUUGUGUAAAGGUAGCACUGCCCGGACGGUUAGCUGCUGUUUAUCUGAACAUCAAGAUUUCAUACCGGACAAAUAUUUGGGCCCUAAUUUGAAUGAUGCACAACGGCAGGCAACGUGCUAAGGCUAAUUACUAGGAAAAAUAAUUUUGCAACACCACAAACACAAUCAGAAAAUGUUUUUGUAUUUAUACAUAGAGGAGGAAGCCAUACCAUUUCUUUAAAAUUUCUAAAAAUAUAGUUGACAAAUUCUUACAGUCAUAUUCCUCUAUACAUUAAAAUAAUACAUCAACGUUUUGGGAAAUAAGCUUAUUAUUGGGUUAGACCAGCAAGCCUAAAGCUCGCUUUUGCUAACUGGUCUAACCCACUUUCAGUGAAUUAUGCUAAGCUUGGCUAACAGUGUCAGACUGGGUUAUUUGAACGCACAGGAAGGAGAAGGACAUGUGUCUUCUUCUAUAACUUUGAAGUAGACGGCAAAUAAGCUUAUUUCUAAAAAGUUGGGUAUGUUCCUUUAAAGAGUGUUUCUAUUUACUCGACUUGAUUGGACCCUGCACUGUGUCACUAAAUUACCAUAAUAUUGGUAGCCUACCACUGCCUGUUAUGAUUGUGUGGUUGCUACAGUGUUUAAGCCUGUUCAUGGCUCACAUUGCUGUUUCAAAUGAGGGCCCCUUGUCUGUUCAGAGUAAAUCCUUGGUCUCUGGUGGGGAAAUGACGGUAACAUAGCAUAACAUAGCUGUACCCUGUAUUUUAACAAGCACAGUCCCACAUUGGGAUCCAACCCUGCAUCCUAGGGCAUGAGAGACAGACUUGCUAGCUAGGAGGCAAAAAAACAAUGGCAGCUAGCAUCAGUCAUUAGCAUGUCUCUUAUGUCACCAGUGAGUAAAGUUUACAAACCACAAAGCUCUGUACCUGUUAGUCUCUGUUGUAUAGCUAAAUAUUCCUAAAGUUGACCAGCCAACUAGCAAGCUCUUUCUAAUAGUAUUUUGUCGGUUCUCCUAAAUAAAUGCAAAUGAUGGUAGCAUGUCUACUCUAACUUCAGAGAUAUUUGGCUAUACAUGGAUGACAUUAUUAUAGAAGCAGCUUGACACUGCCCUCAAUCUAAACCCCCGUUUACUGGAGGUGAAACAUGUGGUGUGCUUGGGUCUAAUCACCUUCAACAUAUCCAGCUAAAGGUCUCCUCUCAAAAAAAAAACAAAACAAUACUGCCUUUAAUUUAAACCAAACUAGCUUUUGGUGAAAAAUUAAAACAUUGUAGGCCUACCUCAAUGUAUAAGGGGUACAUUGAGAUGGAUGAAACAACAGAUACCUAACAUGCCUCACACUUAGUGUGUCAUUAACAGUCACCUCCACACAGCAUGCUAAUUAUAUAGGAUGUGAAUGCCAGGUCAUCAGUUGAUCAUUAGCAUACAUUAUACAUUAUUAUCUAUAACUGGUGACACAGAACCAGCAGUUAAAGCAUAUUUAUCAAAAUAAAGAGAUAUCAACAGCAGUCAUCUUUCUUUCACAACAACCUGUAAAUAUAUAUUGUAAACGAUUGUUAACUGUAUGUGUACCAGAAUCUUAUGUGACGAUUAAUUUUGCAUAGCUAUGUUUACACAGAGAUGAAAGGUUUCUUAUUGAUCUGCAGUGUGAAUGAGUGAAUAGAUGAAAGUGACUCAUCAUAUUUAUAAUAUUUUUUAGCACAUGGCACACUUUUUUUCUUUAAUUCUGGUAAUAAUUAAAACAUCAAAAUGUUAUAUGUCAAGAGAAGCUACAAGGAGAUAAAAGCACAACUUAAGGUAGUAAGUGAUAUAAGGACAUAUCCUGAUUGCUCACAAUAUCUUUUUUAUAAUCUAGAGUCUUUUAUCCCUAAAGUAUGUUUGGUUGCCUGCAGGUUUUCCCAGGUGCUGAUAGUCCCACUAUCAACUGUGUGUUCUCCUGUAUGUUUUAUUAAACAAUUUGUACAACUCAA